This is a messenger RNA of Drosophila obscura, 2456 nucleotides long. Its product is annotated as stromal membrane-associated protein 2. The coding region runs from base 239 to 1804 and encodes 521 amino acids. The record is from RefSeq and is a predicted model, not a curated record. Lineage: Eukaryota; Metazoa; Arthropoda; Insecta; Diptera; Drosophilidae. The transcript has 2 exons. Gene Ontology annotation, molecular function: metal ion binding; GTPase activator activity.
AUCGAUAUAUACCCUACGCAGACGUAUUCCGUACUCUUUUCGGUACAAAACUUUUCUGAUAAAAACCAAAAUUAAUAAAUUUGCUUGUGUUUGUAUCCAUGCAAAAGAGUAGAUAAGGUCUAAAGCACCUCUUCGUCUCCAACGCCACGUUGCAGCAGCGCACACGUACAGUACAACAUAACAUCCACGUACAUUCGCAAACAUCAAUACAUUGGAGCGAAGAGACAAGUGCAGGAAAAUGAGUUCUUCUUCAAAUGCAGGCCAACGCACCAAACUGAUACAGGAAAAAUGUCAAACCCUAUUAACCCAAAUGCUACGCGACGAAGAUAACAAAUAUUGCGUUGACUGCGAUGCCAAAGGUCCCCGCUGGGCGUCUUGGAACUUGGGCAUGUUCCUGUGCAUCCGCUGCGCUGGCAUCCACCGGAAUUUGGGUGUUCAUAUAUCACGUGUCAAGUCAGUGAAUCUGGAUACUUGGACGCCGGAGCAAGUGAUCUCGCUGCAGCAAAUGGGAAACUCUAGGGCCCGCGCCGUGUACGAGGCGCAGCUUCCGGACGGAUUCCGACGGCCACAAACGGACACCGCAUUGGAGAACUUUAUUCGUGCAAAGUACGAACACAAAAAGUAUUUGGCCCGCGAAUGGGUGCCGCCGUCACCACCCAAAGUAGACUGGGCCAAGGAAAUCGAUGAAGAACUAGAGCGGCAGAAGAGGAAAAAGAAAAGUACCCAAGCCAGCUUGGGUCUCAGUGGCGUUGCAAGCGCUGUCGACAAGCGCGCCUCCACAUCGGCGACUGGAUCCAAAAACUCGCCACUACCCGCCCCAUUGCCCAAGCCCAAGCCGAACCAAGUUGGCGGCUGCAGCCCAAAGACCUCACAUCGUGUACAAUUAAAUAGCAGCGCCGGCGAAAGUGAUCUUUUGGGGCUUUCAUCGCCCACUAAGCCCAUAGUGGGCGGUGGGGCUGCCACCACUGCUAGCCAAGACCUUCAAAACGAAAGUUUCACCAGCUUUCUAAGUGCCAGCAGCUGUGGCAUCAUCCCGACUGAUACUGCCACAGGUCACCAGGAGAAAUUUAAUGGGAACAAUGGUGAUGCCCUGCUGGCCUCAAAGCCCAACUCAUUGGCACAGGAGGAGCAGGACUUCUUCAACCAAGGCUCGCUGGGGAAUGGGGCCAACGACAAGGACCAGUCUGGCAAGCUGUCUAAGGACAGUAUCCUGGCUCUGUACGGAAAUACACCUACCACUCAUAAUCCGCAACUGAAUUUUGGCGGAUUCACAGGCAUGGCUCCUGGCGGAUACAUGCAUCAGCAACAGCAGCAGCAGAUUCCACAUCAAUUUAUGACGCCCCCGAACUCAGUUAGCAUGUACAAUGCCCCUGUAAUGGCUGCUCCGAACGCGUUCAGCAACGCCCCCAUCAGCUCGAGUGCCAAUUCAAUGAGCAUGGCGGGUGUGGGUGGAGUCGGCUUUGGCGGUGGACAGUUUCUGAACUCUGGCGCCAGUCCUUAUGCUGCAGGCGGUAGCUUACCUGUGCAAGGAUCUGGCUCGAAUCUGAUGCAGACAAAUCAAAGCAUUCUUAGUGGGAUGCCCCUGUUUGGGGCACACCCGCAGGCGGUUUCACAGCAGCAGCAACACCCACAGCUGGCGAGCCUCUCCAUGAAUGUCAUGCAACCCCUAUCCACUGGCUUGCCUAUGGCUCCCCAAACCGGACCGAUUGGAUUCCCCGCCUCGGCUGGCCCCACUGCCUCCUCAGUACCAUCCAAUCUGAAUCAGCAAUUCGGAAACUUAAAUAUCGGUAAUGUUUGGCAAUAAAUACAGAUUGUAUUUAUGUAUAUGUAUGUAUUCCUUUAAUUAAUUUUAAGACAAGCGUAUGUCUCGCGUUGCAGAUGAGAGUGUAUGUGUGAUGAGAUGAUAAGGUUAUAUCCAUUUGAUGUACAACUUGCCAGUUAGUUAGUUGUGUAGAGACGCGUUUGAGCAAAACACACGUAUUGAUAGCAGAAUUAUCCACUUGCCUCUCGCGUCGAGCCAUGUAUUAGAAAAUGUUCAAGGUUUGCAGGGCAGUACAGGGUGUGCAGUGCGGCGCCCGUUCGCCGAAUCUAUUCCAAUUAUACCAUAACUUUGUCUAACACCAAAAUAAUAAAAAUCUAACUACAACUAAAACCUAUAAUGCACUUCCGAAUUAUGUGUAUGUACGCGUUCUAUUGAAAUAUUAGCUAGGAUUUAAUACAUAUAUCGUGCAUAAAUCAUCCAUGCAAGAAAGAGAGUAUGUUAAGUAAAAGAUUUGGCAAUGUACUUUUAAUCGGUACGGUCCGCAUCUUAAGAUAAUCUCACAUUUGUUUCUCAAAGUGAAUAUUAAAUAUCAUGGCUGGAGUGUUGGAUUAAUGUAUGCAUUCGUUUUGUAAGUGGCUACAUUUAAGGAAUAAAUUAAACAACUUCGAACUGUGUAAUAUUACUUGAUUAAAAA